UCCACGCCAAUAGGAGGCGCUGUGAUUAAGACAAACAUAGCGGAAGUGUUUAUCGAGAGGCGGGGCUCCGGGUGAAGUAUUACGUGUGCUUCUAACUGUUAGCUUGCGGCAAGUAAGCUAACGGUUACAUUUAGUCACAAACAUGGUGCUGCUCGAAAACGAUUCGUUCCUCACAGAACUCACUCGUUUGUUCCAGAAGUGCAGAUCUUCUGGUAGUGUUGUCAUCACAUUGAAAAAGUAUGAUGGGAGGACCAAGCCAGUGCCCAGAAAAGGCCACUCGGAGUCCUUUGAGCCUGCUGACAAUAAAUGUCUUCUCAGAGCUUCAGAUGGCAAGAAGAAAAUUAGCACAGUGGUCAACAUCAAAGAGGUCAUCAAGUUUCAGAUGGCUUAUUCCAACCUACUCAGAGCACACAUGGAUGGACUGAAAAAGAAGGAUAAGAAGAGCAAAAGCAAGAAAACCAAAGCCACCCAGUGAGCAAUAGACUCCUAGGUUUAUGAACUGACCCUGGUCCAGCUGAAAGGAUGGGGGCACGUCCCAACCCAAACGACCCCCCUCGGUCCUUCCGCCAGAAUCUGUGUACAUCCUUCCAGCGACCACUUCCAUACUUUGCCAUGACAACACCUCUACGUCGACUCUUGUGCCAUCCAUGAGGAUUUGUUGUAUAGCACAGAUUGACCGCUCUCGGCAGUCGUCAUCGCUGGUGCCCAAUCCAUGCAGUCCUACGGUCUGUUGUCCUCUUGUCUAUUUCAUGGCGACGCUCCCUAUUUCCUAUUUAUGUUCAAAUUAGAAUUGUCAAAAAGGUUUUUUUUAAAAGCCAUGUCUCUUGAGAAACACACGUAUUGAACUUUCAGAAGAGGUGCUUAGAAACACAUAAAUCUUUUUUUAUUUUUGUUGUUUUUUUUUUUUUUUUUACCAAUUUUUCAACCAAUUUUUGAAUUUUUAGUACAACUAUUCCCCCAUUUAAUGACCACACGAAGCUGCCGCAUUGGCCAUCUUAUUUUGUCAAAAGAAAGCUUCAGUUCAUCAUAACGUGAAUCCGAUAUCUUUAUGGAGCUAAAUAGCACAACAUACAGUAUAUGUACACGUUGCAGAUGUACUGAAAGGCAUGUUUGAUUUCCGGAUGAUGCAUCCUAAGUCCCAGCCAGUGCGUUGUGUCGGGGGAUUGCAGCAGGAUUUAAGUUGACAAAUAAAGUGCUGUGUUAAAAGUCA
This is a messenger RNA of Doryrhamphus excisus (bluestripe pipefish), 1210 nucleotides long. It is a transcript of the gene srp14, whose product is annotated as signal recognition particle 14. The record is from RefSeq and is a predicted model, not a curated record. NCBI's taxonomy places the organism in Eukaryota, Metazoa, Chordata, Actinopteri, Syngnathiformes, Syngnathidae. Gene Ontology annotation, cellular component: signal recognition particle, endoplasmic reticulum targeting. Gene Ontology annotation, molecular function: endoplasmic reticulum signal sequence receptor activity; 7S RNA binding. Gene Ontology annotation, biological process: SRP-dependent cotranslational protein targeting to membrane.